Molecule: messenger RNA, 231 nt
Organism: Spirometra erinaceieuropaei
Lineage: Eukaryota; Metazoa; Platyhelminthes; Cestoda; Diphyllobothriidea; Diphyllobothriidae
Source: the annotation of a GenBank genome assembly
AUGACCAUGAAGGCUGUCCGCAACAACACCGAAAGAACCAACGCCGUCAAAACCACCAUUCAAAUCUUCACCACGUCAAACAUCACUUCCUCGACCAUCAACAACAGCAACAUUAUUAUCGCCACCACCACCACCACCACCACCACCACCACCACCACCACCACCACCACCACCACCACCAUCACCACCUCACUGCAAGAGGUGAAUGACCUUCAAGUAGCAAGGCGUUGA